This is a messenger RNA of Gasterosteus aculeatus aculeatus (three-spined stickleback), 2063 nucleotides long. The record is from RefSeq and is a predicted model, not a curated record. NCBI's taxonomy places the organism in Eukaryota, Metazoa, Chordata, Actinopteri, Perciformes, Gasterosteidae.
AUCAUUUUAACGUUAAUUUAACUGGCGGCGCGUCACCGAUAACAAACCAGUACAGCGCGGGUUAUGUCCAACUUUGUGCUUUUAUUGACUUAAUUUCCAACAGUUUGUAUUAAUUGCUGAGCCAGUGACCUCGCUGGCUGGAAGAGGACUCCUACAGGAUCAUCUGUCAAUCAGAAACUGCACAUGACGCACAGAGGAAUGAGAUAUUCAUGCCCGAUCAACGAAAUUGAUGCAUCACUGCCCUGCUAACCAAAUGUGAGGUUAUUCGAAGCUGCAGCAGCAGGCAAAAUCUUGUCUGAACUGAAAAUGUCUGAUACCAUAGUCGCCCUGUCCAACCACCAAGUUAAGAGCCCAGUUCCUCUGCUCCGCAUAGAGGCCCUCACCCCUGAGAGUCCGUACAGCAUCUCGUCACCUUCACCUGACUCCAACAGCAGUGUUUCAAACCUGAGUGACAGAGAAGCCAACUGCUCUCCUGACAUCAACGUACCAGAAUGCUGCAUCAGCGGCGGCUCCUUUGUGGAUGGCUCCUACAACACCGCCUUAGCACAGGAUAACAUAUUCUGUGGAGUAAGCAUGAACCUAAACCAAACUUUUAUUGCCACACCUGUUGAUGGCAGUGGGAAUUUCUGGAACGAGAACUUGAGUCGGAUGAGCAACCGUGAGACGGGAUCGGAUAAGUACCAAACUGUGAAGACAGACUCAGGAGAUGGAAGUGGCAGUGCAGUGACUUCUCCAGACUCUGCUGGGAGAGAAAGCCAACUGAGUUCAGGUGAGACUUCCCAAAGGAGCUCCACCGAGAACGUCUGCUGCUCCCUGAGCUCUGGGGAAAUGGUAAUAAGGAGCAACAGUUAUGGUCAGGAUCAGUCCCUCCUGGUAGGCUCGUUCCUGGAUGAGUCAUUUAUCCCUCUGGCUGCGGGCCAUCCAGAGUCCCCUGCUGAAUCUAACCUACUGUCAACUACUCUGCCGGAGGCCCUUGGAAAAUUCGCAGAAAGAGGCACUGAAGAGAACACCGACUACUCGUGUCUUGGCAUGACAUUUACUCAGGCAGACCUUCCCACUGAGAAAAACGAUAUGGCAACACCCAACUCUGUUGUAACUCUGCCAAGUGAGAAUGAGGGAGGUCUUUUGAUGACUUUUCUCUGUGAAUCAUCUCCUGCAGAUUGUGAAACCGAGGUGCUGUUAGCUGGUGUUGAAGCAGAGCUGGGUCCUUGUCUCCCUGGAGUAUUUACACCAGAACAAGGCAAGACCUUACUGUCUACUCUGUCAACUACACAACAAACUGAUUUGGAUAUUCAUACUUCCACUCCAGUGCAACCUGGUAACCCGAUGCCCUGCCUCCCCCCCUUCCCAGAGUCUCCCUGCACUGGAAAUGCCUUCAGCCCAGUACUCCACCCUGUUAAACAGCAGCAAGUCUCUGUGCCUGCUAACGGUUUGGUUGCGAGAACGGUCGCUGUCUGUCAGCAAAGUCUAGAAAAUUGAAUUUAAGAAGUUUCCCAAGUCAAACUUCAGCAGAGUAAAAUCUAAAGUUGUAACAAAAAGUAUGCAUCGAACGCCAGUGUCAGGCCCCGCUUCAGUGCACAAACCCUCACAAGCAAACGUGAACAAUAAACCCACUGUAGCACAAAGCGGGGCGCCUAUCAAGAAUGGUCCUGUUAAGUUCAGGAGUAGCGCUGCAGUUCUCUCCACCGCCAACGGAAUGGUCAAUGAUGCUCAGAGACGAGUAAAUAGAGAGGCCGCUAAUUUGGCCGAAACAAUUCUACAGUCUGGAAAUACUGCAGUGGAUGAACCAGGGACGAGUAGAGAAUCCCCACUCCUCCAGCAUCCAGUUGCAAAAUAAACAUGCUUCAGCAGUCCAACGCAGUUACCCCAGCUCUGAAGCAGAACAGACCGCCUCAGGCCGAGUAGCAGGCGCUGCGGCGCUGCGUCCUGCCAACCAGACUCUUUGCUUCUCAUCCAUGAGAAUAAAAACAAACAAAAGAGGCCAAACAGAUCCCAAACCAACUCCAAAAAAGGGCCUGUUAAACAAAUUUGAUCUCAGGUCAGGCUCAGCUUCAGGCGAGCAC